Messenger RNA from Lineus longissimus, 3820 nucleotides. RefSeq lists its product as uncharacterized. The transcript has 4 exons. Lineage: Eukaryota; Metazoa; Nemertea; Pilidiophora; Heteronemertea; Lineidae. Bases 216 to 1322 code for a protein of 368 amino acids. The record is from RefSeq and is a predicted model, not a curated record.
GUCGUCUUGGGUGGGUAUAAAAGUGCGCAGCUCCUCGGGGGGCCGGUAUAUCCUGACGAAGUGAAACAAACCCGGGGCCAAAGUAUUUUUAGAGACUGUGACCACCUCGAAGCUUUAGUCUCUGGAUACAGCAAACGAAAAAGGAAAGGAACACUUUGCUUUUGUAGUGACAGAUUUAGGAUUGGCUGGUCAACUUUUAGAUUACUGAAACAGUCAUGAGUCCCAGUUACAAGACGAUGGUCCUCCUGGCCAUCGUGUUACUGCAAGUUGCCAUGGUAACCGUAGCUGACGACGAACCCGCCACCGGAAAUGACGCAACGGAACUGGAAGACGCCCUCCUCCAGGACUACGUGACUGAUAUGGCUCACGCCAAUGCCAUCAGUGCAGAUGGCCAAAAAAGGUUUCAUAUGAAUGUCCCAGAAAAGAAAUUUGACUUCAAUAUACCAGAAAAGAAGUUCCACAUGAAUGUUCCAGAAAAGAAAUUCCACAUGAACGUCCCAGAAAAGAAAUUCCACAUGAAUGUCCCAGAGAAGAAGUUCCACAUGAAUGUUCCAGAAAAGAAAUUCCACAUGAACGUCCCAGAAAAGAAAUUUCACAUGAAUGUCCCAGAGAAGAAGUUUGACUUCAACAUCCCAGAAAAGAAGUUCCACAUGAAUGUCCCAGAGAAGAAGUUUGACUUCAACAUCCCAGAAAAGAAGUUCCACAUGAAUGUCCCAGAGAAGAAGUUUGACUUCAACAUCCCAGAAAAGAAGUUCCACAUGAAUGUCCCAGAGAAGAAGUUCCACAUGAAUGUCCCAGAGAAGAAGUUUCACAUGAACGUCCCAGAGAAGAAGUUUGACUUCAACAUCCCAGAAAAGAAGUUCCACAUGAAUGUCCCAGAGAAGAAGUUCCACAUGAAUGUCCCAGAGAAGAAGUUUCACAUGAAUGUCCCAGAGAAGAAGUUCCACAUGAAUGUCCCAGAAAAGCGAUUUGACUUCAAUAUACCAGAGAAGAAGUUCCACAUGAAUGUCCCAGAGAAGAAGUUCCACAUGAAUGUCCCAGAGAAGAAGUUCGACUUCAACAUUCCGGAGAAGCGAUUCCACAUGAAUGUCCCAGAGAAGAAGUUCGAUUUCAACAUUCCGGAGAAGCGAUUCCACAUGAAUGUCCCAGAGAAGAAGUUUGAUUUCAACAUUCCGGAGAAGCGAUUCCACAUGAAUGUCCCAGAGAAGAAGUUUGAUUUCAACAUUCCGGAGAAACGUUUCCACAUGAAUGUCCCAGAACGCCGGUCACCUGAAUUCGCAUUCAACAUUCCUGAACGCCGGCGACGUCAGGCUACCAGGUAGACACCAACAAAACGACCGAUGACCGCCAUUUUUAAGACAGCCCACUAGACGUCCAAAGGAAAGUCAAAGACUACGCCAGCAAGCGCUUUAACAAAUUCCUCGAAACCGAAAACCGAUUGAACGGAUAUCUCGUCCCAGGAAAGCGCUUCAGUGAAUUCCUAGGAGUAGGAAAGCGCUUUAGCGAGUUCCUGGCACCCGGCAAGCGCUUCAGCGAGUUUCUCGGAGUUGGGAAACGUGCAUCUGAUAAGAGGUUCAGCGAGUUUCUUCUACCAGGGAAACGUUUCAGUGAGUUCCUUGCACCAGGCAAGCGCUUUAGCGAAUUCCUAGCACCUGGCAAGCGCUUCAGCGAGUUUCUCGGCGUAGGCAAAAGAACCCCGGAGAACGAUAAGCGCUUCAGCGAAUUUCUAGGAGUCGGCAAGCGGAACCCCGAUAAAAAAUUCAGUGAAUUUCUCGCUCCCGGCAAGCGGUUCAGUGAAUUUCUCGCCCCUGGUAAAAGAUUCAGUGAAUUUUUAGCGCCUGGUAAGAAGCGAUCAACAAGCUAGACUAUUUUGCUAUGACUUUUGCACCUCCAUAAUUGACUUUGUGAAGAUCGAGCGACGCCAUGUUUGAGGUCUGUGACAUGCAUUUGACUUUCUGCGAUAGACGACACGAAAUCUGUUUUUGUUGGGACGAAUCUCGAUGCAACUCAAUAUAUAAUAGACUCCACGCUGGAAUGACCCGCGGCCAUGUCAUAUUUUUAUUGCAGAGCUCAAGAGAUGCAAGUUAACGCAAAAUUUCAAAUUCGCCUAACACAUUCCUCAAUGAGACAUAUCCCACCACAUGUUUUGUUUGUAACGUGUCUUUCAGAUAGAUCUGGCCAAAGGUUUGAACUCUUGUCACUAAACUGUAUAAUUUUACACAGCCAUGGGCAGCCGGUGUCGUAGUUGACCGGCUAUAGUUGGCACCAUGAAAGAGCAUCGGUAAGGCCUACUCUAAGGAUAACCCAGUAAUGUACAACAGCACUAUCUGUUGGUAAGUGAGAUCUAGUCAUAUUCCCGAGUUCAACUACGUACCUUUGGCAAGAACAAUAUGAAAAACACUUUAAAAACGAUUAACUUGGAACGGCUCGUCUUUUAUUGCUUCAUUUCAUUAAAAAAAUAUGACCAAUGACCAGACUUGUUCCAGUGUGCAGUCCUUCUUGACCAAUCAGGUGCCUGUACUCAAGUCACUGAAUUUGUCCUCUCCUCUGAUUGGCUGUCGCUAGGAGACUGUUACUGUCUGAAUCUAUUGUGAUUAUGCAUGCGUUGAAACACGAUGGCUAUCUUGAAGGUCUACUCCGUUGGUUUGAAAAUUCAGCUUGAAUUUGAAUUUCCAUUUCGUUGUUAAAGUACGUACAGAAUAGGCCUAUAGAUUUUAACAAUUCCGUUUCGUUGACGGAUAUACAAUCUAUGCUACAAGUGCCGUGUUUCAGCAAAUUUGCUUGCAUAACAAUUGCACUACGGCAAAAUCUAUUACUGUUUACUCGAGUCACACAAAAAUAUGAUGAGCACGGACGGUGUAGGCCUUUUAUUCUGAAUAUUCGGUCAAAAGGCACAACGGCCAUGAGAAAGAACGAAAGUGAACAUAUACCGAGUUCUACCAAGCAACACGGACCUGAAACUCGGCUUUCAAAUCUUACCACCCCGAUGAAGUAUCUCGAGUGUUGUCAACGUCACUACCGGUUCUCCGUCUCCUUUUGUGGCAUGGACGAAUUAGGUUUUCCUGUACUCCUAAAAACGAAUACCCGCGGCUCUGGAUACGUUGCCAACAUUUACUUCGAAAGCAUUCCAACCCCUUCCCACCCUGAUCCAUAUGAACGUCAGAGUUCCCAGUUAAGACACCCGGGGCAGUAAUUUUGUGGCCUAUUUAUGAAAUACCUCCCCAUGAGGCCCAUCCACUGCCUCUGGAGUCUACUCCAAGGACCACGUGUUCAGACUCGAGAAACAAUUGACCAUAUUCCUCAAGUAGGACACUGAAAAAUGCGCCGGAGAAGACGGUUUGGAGGCAGCUCUAAUUGGUCAAUAUCAGACAGUUGUUAAAUUACUUGAGGAAAUGUUUAAUUGGUAUCUUUAAUACAGAAAUAUGGACGAAGUAAAUGAUGGUCUUGAUUCAUCGACCGCAACUCGAAUCUACGACAUCUAUUUUGUGAUACCUGUUACCAGCAGUUAAUUAAGAGGCAGCAUUCAUCUGACCUAUACCUGCAGAUUUGCAAAUAGCAACACUGUCUAUACUUACCUGUGAUCAGACAUUCAAAUCAAGCAACGUCUAUUUUACACAUAAUCUGGGGAGAACCAGGUUAAUCUCUGUAAAGUAAUACUAUCCUUCAUGGAGAUGUACGGGGUGAUAGGGCAGAUGAAUCCUGCCGCUAAUUAACUGCUACUGUUACCCUCUUACCCAUUGAUACUCUGGAACUGAUUGUUGACGCUAUUGUACAUUGUGUGGAUAAAGACACGGAAUAAAUCUUUGGAUUUGUAAAGUCA